This is a messenger RNA of Macadamia integrifolia, 1061 nucleotides long. RefSeq names its product AIG2-like protein D. The coding region runs from base 92 to 619 and encodes 175 amino acids. The transcript has 6 exons. The record is from RefSeq and is a predicted model, not a curated record. Lineage: Eukaryota; Viridiplantae; Streptophyta; Magnoliopsida; Proteales; Proteaceae.
GGGAUGAAGGUGCGUUUGAGCUUUCGUCACUACCAAAGAUAUUCUUGGCUCCUUCUUCGAACUUGCAGUGCAGCAGAAUCAUCAGAGCAGAAUGGGAUCUUCGGCACUGUCUUGUCCUCAUGGCUCUCACAAAAUCUUUGUAUACGGAAGCCUGUUGGCCGACGACGUAGUACGCGCGCUGUUGAAGCGCGUCCCUGAAUCUUCUCCGGCCAUCCUUCACGACUUCCAUAGGUUUAGCAUAAAAGGACGUGUUUAUCCUGCAAUUCUACCGUUGGAAAAUACAAAAGUUACAGGAAGGGUGUUCUUCGGUAUCACAGAUCCUGAAUUAUAUGUUUUGGAUACUUUUGAGGAUGUUGAGUAUGAAAGAAGCACUGUUGACGUCUCUAUUAUAGAAAAUUCUGAGAGAUUACAAGUCUAUGCCUAUGUUUGGGGCAACAAAAAUGAUCCCAACUUGUAUGGGGAAUGGGAUUUUCAGGAAUGGAAGAAAAUUCACAUGAAUGAUUUUCUCAAGAUGACCGUUGAUUUCGCGGAAGAACUAGAACAACCUGAAUCGAAGACAAGGGUGGAAACAUAUGAAUCCUUCUAUCAGCUGGCUGAUGAGAAGCCCAACCAGCCUUGAUGUGGCUCCUCUUAUAUGUCAAUGACAUACAGAAUGAUAUCAUUGAAAUAAUGUGGACCAGGGUUUUAAGCAAUUGACAUAAGAGUAAACUCUAGUGCAUUAAAGCAGGACUUGCACCAGGUCACAAUCCUUUUUCUACUCCAGAUAGUGGCUGAUGUUAGGAUCUGAGAGCUCUCAAGAGGGGGUGAAUUGGGAUUUUGAGCGCAGAAGACUAAAUUUGGAGUUCAAUUUUUUUUUUUUGAAGGAAUAAAUGUAGUAUUGAAUUCUCGCUCGAACUCAAGUAGUAAGGGGAAUAAGAGAAAUGAUGCAAAGGAGAGGUAUUUUAUAGUGAUUCGGGCAACUUCUAGACAUCCUUUACCAAGGCUAGCUACACAAGUUUUAGAUUUUUAUUUUUUAUGAGAAAAGAAAAAAAUAUAUUAAUUAAAAUGUUUUAAAACAUCCA